Molecule: messenger RNA, 1143 nt
Organism: Myodes glareolus (Bank vole)
Lineage: Eukaryota; Metazoa; Chordata; Mammalia; Rodentia; Cricetidae
Source: RefSeq, a predicted model, not a curated record
AUGGGGACUUUAGGAAAGGGUGUAAUGGGAGCUACAGGAGUGCUUGCUGUUGUGCACUGUGUUGCCUUGUACCUCCUACAGACGGUGGCGCUGAGUUCAGAGAGGUUCACAGUGACUGGGUUGACUAGGCCAGUCUUGGCUCCAUUGGGUGGAAACCUUGAACUCAGUUGUCAGUUGUCCCCACCACAAGAUGCACAGCACAUGGAGAUUCGCUGGUUCAGGAACCACUAUACACAGCCCGUGCACCUGUACAGGAAUGGGAAAGAACUGCAUGGAGAAACUAUCCCCAAGUAUGUGGAGCGGACUGAACUGCUGAAAGAUGACAUUGGAGAAGGGAAAGUGACACUCAGGAUCUUUAGGGUGACUGUUGAUGAUGAUGGACCAUACCGCUGUGUCUUCAAAAAUGGUGAAUUCUAUGAAGAGCACAUCACAGAGGUCAAGGUUACAGCCAUAAACUCAAACAUACAGAUUCUUCUGCAUCCCCCAAAUAUCAAAGGAAUGAUGUUGGAGUGUCAUUCAGGAGGUUGGUACCCACUACCACUUAUGGAAUGGAGAGACAGCAAAGGAGAAGUCAUUCCAGAGACAUCAAAAUCCCAUUCACGGGAUGGAAACAAAUUGUUCAACAUGACAAUGGCCCUUCUUAUUAACACCAGCUCCCACUGGAAUGUCACUUGCUACCUUCAAAAUCAUCUAACUCAACAGGAAGAAAGCAUAAAUAUUGUCCUAUCAGGUGAACUGUUUUCAUGGAAAUGUGUUUGGAGGGGAAUUCUGUGUAUAAUAGCAUUUGUGAUGAUAGUCUCCCUUGUGACUUCCUGUGUUCAGCAACAUUUCAUACAUGGUAACUUCUCUGGGAGAUUUUCCCAUUGGCUAAAGGGCUCAGUGGUGUUCAUCAUUUCCAUGUUUGCAAUUAUAGGAGUAAUGCUCAUUUUGCAUCUAAAACAAAGAGUCCAAGUUUCAGAUCCACAUUUUGAAUUGGACACUUUGUGGUUAGAAGAUAUUAGUGUUGUCCUGUGUGUGCUGAUAGUGUUCAUCAUCAAACUUGUUUCAUUUAUUUACUUCAGACUGGAAGGUAAAUAUCCUGGGAAUGGUGGCGACUCCGAAGAUCUAGUUCAUGUGGCUUAUGCUCAGAUGUCUAGAAGAUGA